ACUCCUUCACCUUAUAGAUCUUCCAAGUCUCUCUUCCAAAUUAGUACAUCAUUCCAAAGAUGGCUUCCGGCUACGAAGUAGAGCUCACGAUUUCUUCCGCCAAAGACCUCAAAAACGUGAAUUGGCGCCACGGAGAGCUGAAACCCUACGCCGUGGUUUGGGUGGAUCCAAACAACAAAUGCUCUACCCACGUGGACGAAUACGGUGACGACUCGCCCACGUGGGAUGAGACGCUCUCAAUCCCGCUACGGGGCCCGGUCGAGGACUCGACCCUCUUCGUGGACGUUAUCCAUGUUAAGGCGGACGAGGACGUUAAGCCUUUGAUCGGGUCCGCGAAACUCCCACUUAGGGAGGUCCUCGAUGACGUGGGGCUCGGUGCGCCGUCCGUUCAUAAGUUGAAACUCAAGCGCCCCUCGGGUAGGCCUCAAGGAAAAUUAGAAGUCAAAGUCACGAUCCGCCCGCCCCGAUACCAAGCACCCGACCCAUAUCACGCCCCCGCGCCAUACGGGUACGGGGUCCCUCCACCGCAGUCGAGAGACUACGGCGCACCUCAGCAGUACAAUUACCCAUAUGCCCCUUCCGCCCAACCCCAAUACUACCAAAGCGUCCCACAAGCAGGGUACGGUUACAAUCAGCAGUCUUACGAUCAGAGUCAGUAUGGGAGUGGCGGGUCGUACGGGUACGGGUCUUCGGAGAAGCCGAAGGAGAAGAGCAAGUUUGGGGUCGGGACCGGAGUGGCUGUUGGCGCUGUAGCCGGAGUUUUGGGUGGACUUGCGAUUGCUGAAGGAGUGGAUUACUUGGAGGACAAGGUAGCUGAUGACGCGGCGGAGAAAGUGGAGGAGGAUCUCGGCUAUGACGAUUUCGGUGAUGAUGAUUGAAACUGAUGAUCGAACAAAAGGAGUCAUAUAUAGGCUUCUGCAUGUGUGUCUUCUUUGCUUUCUCCCUCUUUUAUGUAUUGGUUAUGUGAUACCAUUACUUCUACUGGUUGCUAUAAGCGAUCGGGUA
This is a messenger RNA of Fragaria vesca subsp. vesca, 1005 nucleotides long. RefSeq lists its product as uncharacterized. The transcript has a single exon. Bases 60 to 878 code for a protein of 272 amino acids. NCBI's taxonomy places the organism in Eukaryota, Viridiplantae, Streptophyta, Magnoliopsida, Rosales, Rosaceae. The record is from RefSeq and is a predicted model, not a curated record. Gene Ontology annotation, biological process: defense response.